CUGUCGGUCUGUUUUCACAAAGCGUCAGUGUGUCACAUGCCUCCACAGACACACCUCACAUGCACUGUUUAAAAGUGCCCACAGACAGACCGACUGACCAAACGGAGUCCAGUUCAGCUGUGAGCCUUCCUCUCCACAACGAUGAUGCAGGCAACAUCAUUACUUGGAGCUCUGCUGGUUCUAGCAGCCUCAGUUUAUGGAGACCCUGAGUUUUAUUUACCUGUCGACUGUGAUGACAUCCAUCGCCAUGACAACACCACCCCCAGUGGGGUGCACAUCAUCUAUCCAGGAGGUCCCACCAUGCCCCUGAGCGUCUACUGCGACAUGGACACUGAUGGAGGAGGAUGGACUGUAUUUCAGAGGAGGAUGGACGGGACUGAAAGCUUCUUCAGACCCUGGAGCCACUACAAGACUGGAUUUGGGAACGUGGCUGGUGAAUAUUGGCUUGGGCUGGAAAACAUCUUCCUGCUGACUGUGAGGAAGAAGAACGAGCUGCGGGUUGACAUGGAGGACUGGGAGGGAAACCAGGCGUUCGCAAAGUACUCCUCCUUCUCCGUCGAUACAGAGAACGCCGGAUAUCAGCUUCACCUGGGAAGCUUUUCAGACGGAGGGGCAGGGGACAGUUUGACAAAUCAAAACAACAUGAAGUUCACCACCUUCGACAAAGAUCAGGAUCAGUGGGACAAAAACUGCGCUCAGCAUUUCCUCGGUGGAUUCUGGUACAACGCCUGCCACAUGAGCAACCCCAACGGCAUGUACGCGCCUCACGGUGCCAUCGGCUUUGAAAACGUCCAUGUCAUUUGGCACGCGUGGAAGGGCUGGAACUACUCCCUCAAGACUGUCGCCAUGAAGAUCAGAUCCGUCGCCACGUGCUCAUGCAAACGUUAAAUGGUUAGCCUAAACGCCUCCUGUGUGGUUAUCACUGAAUUCACCAACAGCAACGUGUACAGCAAAGUGAAAGUACAAUCGGUCACAUUAUUUAAGUUGCACAGACUGAAUGCAUGUGUUGCCUGCUGUGUCUCGUUUAUUCAGUCGCUCAUUUUGCUAUAUUUACGUUGUUAAUUUUUUUUUUUUUUUUUGCAGUAACUGGUUUUGAUAUGACUUAUAUAAAUAAACUUUAUUAUUAUCACAUCA
Molecule: messenger RNA, 1134 nt
Organism: Scatophagus argus
Lineage: Eukaryota; Metazoa; Chordata; Actinopteri; Scatophagidae
Product: microfibril-associated glycoprotein 4-like
Exons: 5
Coding region: 142-888 (248 amino acids)
Biological process (GO): elastic fiber assembly
Source: RefSeq, a predicted model, not a curated record